Hipposideros armiger (great roundleaf bat) is the source of this 1012-nucleotide messenger RNA. Its product is annotated as olfactory receptor 52N4. Gene Ontology annotation, molecular function: G protein-coupled receptor activity; olfactory receptor activity. Gene Ontology annotation, cellular component: plasma membrane. Lineage: Eukaryota; Metazoa; Chordata; Mammalia; Chiroptera; Hipposideridae. The coding region runs from base 29 to 994 and encodes 321 amino acids. The record is from RefSeq and is a predicted model, not a curated record. Gene Ontology annotation, biological process: G protein-coupled receptor signaling pathway. The transcript has a single exon.
CCCACAUAAAUUUUAAGCCUACUUGAUCAUGCUAAUGCUGAAUAAAACAGAAAUGAACCCAGCCUCAUUCAUUCUUAAUGGGAUCCCAGGACUGGAAGACAUACACCUCUGGAUUUCCUUCCCAUUCUGCUCCAUGUAUGUUGUGGCUAUGGUAGGCAACUGUGGACUCCUCUACCUCAUCCACUAUGAGGACUCCCUGCACAGGCCCAUGUACUACUUUUUGGCCAUGCUUUCCCUUACUGACCUUGUCAUGUGCUCUAGUACAAUUCCUAAAGCUCUCUGCAUCUUCUGGUUUCAUCUCAAGGAAAUUGGCUUCGAUGAAUGCCUGGUCCAGAUGUUCUUCAUUCAUACCUUCACAGGGAUGGAGUCUGGGGUGCUCAUGCUCAUGGCCCUGGACCGCUAUGUGGCCAUAUGCUACCCUCUACGCUACUCAACUAUCCUCACCAAUCCCGUCAUUGCAAAGGCUGGGUUCUUCACCUUUCUCAGAGGGGUGCUGCUCAUCAUCCCCUUCACUUUCCUCACCAAGCGCCUUCCCUACUGCAGAGGCAAUGUAAUACACCAUACCUACUGUGACCACAUGUCUGUAGCCAAGUUAUCUUGUGGACAUAUCAAGGUCAAUGCCAUCUACGGUCUGAUGGUUGCCCUCCUGAUUGGGGGCUGUGACAUCCUGUGCAUCACAGUCUCCUACACCAUGAUCCUCCGGGAAGUGGUCAGCCUCUCUUCGCCAGAGGCUCGGCAGAAGGCCUUCAGCACCUGCAUUGCGCACAUCUGUGCCAUUGUUUUCUCCUACAGUCCAGCUUUCUUCUCCUUCUUUUCCCACCGCUUUGGGGGCCACACGAUCCCUCCAUCUUGCCAUAUUAUCGUGGCCAAUAUUUAUCUGCUCCUACCUCCCACUAUGAAUCCUGUUGUGUAUGGGGUGAAAACCAAGCAGAUACGAGACUGUGUCAUAAGGAUCUUUUCAGGUUCUAAGAAUACCAAACCUCGUGGCAUCUGAAAGGGAUAUUUUCCAGAA